This is a messenger RNA of Macrosteles quadrilineatus (aster leafhopper), 3426 nucleotides long. RefSeq lists its product as uncharacterized. The coding region runs from base 1 to 3426 and encodes 1141 amino acids. Gene Ontology annotation, biological process: DNA integration. The transcript has 2 exons. Gene Ontology annotation, molecular function: nucleic acid binding. Lineage: Eukaryota; Metazoa; Arthropoda; Insecta; Hemiptera; Cicadellidae. The record is from RefSeq and is a predicted model, not a curated record.
AUGAAAAAAUCUGUUAAGCCCUCGAAUAAGACUCAGGCCAAUUCCACAACACAAUUGAAGGCUCCUGUACCGCAAGGAUUUGAAUCAAAUACACUCUCUGCUCAUGUAGACACUGGUGCUGCCAGCCACAACUGUACUGUACUUCUUGCCACUGCAUUGGUAAAAAUUUCUACCUCGAAUGGUCAUAAUAUUAUUGUCCGAGCUGUGCUUGAUAGUGCAUCACAAACGAGUAUAAUAUCUGAACACUGUGCCAGUAUGAUUCACAUUCAGCGUUCGUCUGUUGGCGUUCACGAGAUAAAGGGCAUUGCCUCAGCUCGAAUAAAGCCUAAGGGACUUUCCUUUGUAAAUAUUUCUUCGCUUAACGGGAAAACACUUGCUACGGCACAUCCUGUCCUCAUACUUGAUAGAAUUACCAAUGAUAUGCCUAGUGUCAAGAUAUCUUCUGAAAUAAAGGCUCAAAUCAAAGAAUACGCACUUGCCGAUCCCAACUUCGACACUCCUGGACAUUUGCUCAUCGGUGCGGAUCUGUUUGCUCAAACUAUUAUUGGAUCUGCCACCAGUCUUGGUGAUCGUAUGCCAUACACUAUAAACACUAUUUUUGGAUAUGUUGUCCUUGGGAACGUGCCUACUUCACAAGACGGCCAAACCUUCAGUGGAUUGACGACUUUACUUUCCAUCAAUGAUCUUACACUUCAUGAAACACUUCAGCGAUUUUGGGCAUUGGAAGAACCACCUGCUUGUUCUAAGCUAUCCCCAGAGGAAAUGGAAUGUGAAGAUCAUUUUUUGAAAACUCACUCUCGUGACGAGACGGGAAGAUAUGUUUGUUGUUUACCGUUCAAAGAAAAUCCAGUAAAACUAGGAAAUUCUUCUACAGUUGCUUUACAAACUUUCAAAUCGCUUGAACACGAUGCGCUACUAGGCAGCGAUACUGUUGAAGAAGCUGCAAAAUUACAGCAAGAUGUAAUAAACCUUUUACGAAAAGGAGGCUUUGAACUUCGCAAAUGGGCGUCUAACAAUAGCCAAAUAUUGAAAAAUUUACCCCCUCAACACUGCUUAUCAACUGACUCACCUUGUGUUAGUAUUCUUGGACUGAAGUGGAAUCCACACUCAGACACAUUCUCAUAUGCAAUUUCUGAAGCUCCAUUGAUUUUUACCAAAAGAGCAAUUUUGUCUUCCAUCGCUAAGAUUUAUGAUGUAACAGGCAUGCUUACCCCUGUUAUUUUUUGGGCUAAGGCUCUCAUGCAGCAUAUAUGGUCACUAGGCCUAGAUUGGGAUAAUACUCUUCCUAGUGAUAUUAUCGACAGAUGGUCAACUUUUGUCAACGAACUUCCUGAGAUUGAAAAUUUGGAGAUUGGCAGGUACAUAUCUCUGAGUGAUGCGGUUAAUAUUCAGUUGCAUGGAUUUUCAGAUGCAAGUGAACUCGGUUUUGCUGGAUGUGUUUAUCUACGAACUGAGAACCCGCAAGGCAGUAUAUAUGUCAACUUAUUAAUAGCCAAGUCACGUGUGGCACCCCUGAAACGUAUCACGAUUCCUCGCCUUGAACUGUGCGGAGCACAUAUUUUAGCCAAACUGUUACACUACUGUGUUGAUCAACUCUCAGAUCGCUACAAGAUAGAUUCUGUUACCGCUUGGAGUGACUCCACUGUGGCUCUUUCAUGGAUUCACACCCCUUCUCAUCGUUUGAAGUUAUAUGUUGCAAAUCGUGUUGCACAGAUUCAAGAAUUGACCCCUUCCUGCAUAUGGAAACACAUUUCUACUCUUGAAAACCCCGCUGAUGUUGCCUCUAGAGGAUUAACCCCAUCUCUUCUUAUUCAUAACAAGCUCUGGUGGUCUGGACCCACAUGGCUUAAGAGUUCAUCUGAUUCAUGGCCUCAACCAUCGAGUCAUCUUCCCGAAGAGGAACUCCCAGAAAUUAAAACCACAACACUAAAUCUUCUUACGAUAGCUGAAGAUCAAGAUCUGAAGUUUAUCAAUAAAUUCUCUUCAUGGACUAAACUACUUCAUGUCAUGGGCUACGUUUUACGUUUUAUUUCCUGCUUGAAAACUAAGCAAAGGAUUACUCAUUCUCUCACACUUGAAGAGUUAGAAGUAUCGAACAAACGGAUUUGUUGGCUUGUUCAAAGAGAGAGUUUCUCUGAGGAUAUUAAUUCCCUGUCAAAGAAGAAUGUGUGUUCUUCUCGCAUUCAACGCCUUUCACCGUUUAUGGAUGAUGAAGGUUUGUUAAGAGUUGGAGGACGACUGAAACAUUCUGAGUUGCCGUACAGCGCCAAGCAUCAAAUUAUCUUACCAAAGGAUCAUUUUGUUGUAAAUUUGAUAAUUGAUUAUCAUCAUCGCAUCUUUCUUCACUGUGGACCAACACAACUCCAAGCUGUUCUUCGUGAGAAAUAUUGGAUACUUUCUGCUCGUAGUAUCAUACGCUCCAGGAUUUUUAAACGCCUGAGAUGUUUCAGAAUGAAACCUAAGCCAAACACACCAUUGAUGGGAGACUUACCUUCCCCAAGAGUGGUAGCAACCCGACCUUUUAAUGUUACUGGAGUCGACUAUGCCGGACCAUUUACAGUGAAAUUGUAUGUCCUAAAAAGGCUUCAGCCUAUUAAAGUUUAUCUUUGUCUAUUUGUCUGCUUUGCAACGAAAGCCGUACACUUAGAAGUUGUGUCGGAUUUGUCCUCAGAAGCUUAUAUAGCAGCUCUUACACGUUUUAUUUCCAGACGUGGUUCAGUGAAGGAAAUUCAUAGUGAUUGUGGAACCAACUUUGUCGGAGCAGCUGCUGCACUUCACAAAUGUUUUAACAACCUCCUUUGCAAUCCAGUAACUCACCGUUUUGCUGAAGAAAACAACAUUUCUUUCAAAUUUCUGCCUCCACACGCGCCUCAUCAAGGUGGCUUGUGGGAACGAGCUGUUAGGAGUGCUAAGCAUCACCUUCAUAGAGUAAUCGGUGGCCAAAUCCUGACUUAUGAAGAAUUCAUAACUCUCGUGUCACGUGUCGAAGCAAUAUUAAAUUCAAGACCGCUUACCCCUCUCUCUGGAGAUCCGAAUGACUUAGAGUCUCUAACCCCAGGACACUUUUUAACUGGUGGACCUCUGAAAUCCAUGGUUGAACCUCAAUAUGAUGAAACUUCUUGUAACCGCUUGAGGAGAUGGCAAUUAGUUCAGGCAUUCUCUCAACACAUCUGGACUCGAUGGUCCCAAGAGUAUCUGCAUACUCUACAGCAUCACUCUAAGUGGACGAGUAAAACAGAGAACCUCAAGAUUGGUGACCUUGUUGUUAUUCAUGAGCCUAACACUCCUCCCCUACAAUGGAAACUUGCAAGAAUCACCGCAGUAUCUCCAGGAGCAGACGGAAUUGUACGAGUGGUCCAUCUACGCACCGCUACAGGGAACUUCAGUCGGCCAACCGUCAAAGUUUCCCUUCUUCCUACCAAUUAA